Molecule: messenger RNA, 972 nt
Organism: Symbiodinium sp. CCMP2456
Lineage: Eukaryota; Dinophyceae; Suessiales; Symbiodiniaceae
Source: the annotation of a GenBank genome assembly
AUGACCUGGUGGACCGGAACUGGCGUAUUUGCGACACUGGCACUAGGUGUAGCACAUGGCUUGACACAUGGCUGCUUGAAGCUGGAUUCCAUUACAAUGGACAAGAUGCUGGCCGUACCUGGCCAGAGCUAUUUCGUCAAGAUUGAUGAGCCGUACGCUUACGGUGAGAAAGCCGAAGCCUUCAGAACAAUUUGCCAGUUGGCAUAUGCAGUUCCAAACUUCUUUGCUGCUGAAGUUCCUGUUCAGCGCUUCAACCAGAAAGAGAAUGACGACGUCCGUGAGAAGUUCAACCUCACCUUGAACGACUUUCCGGCCUUUUUCCUUUUCGUCGAAGGCGCGAAUGAUGCAACGCGAUAUGUGGAUGCAGUUCAAGCAGCCAACAUGAUCAAAUGGCUUCGCUCGCGUGGGAUCUCUAUGCCGUCGAUCGAUUCAAUCGAUGAGUUGGACGACAUCGUCAACGAUUUCCUCAAAGAUGCCAGUGCGAGGCACGUGGAACGAGCACGGGAGCUUGAGCAGAAGUACCGAAACGAUGCCAAAGCGCCCAUGUAUAUGAAGAUCAUGGAAAAGAGCCUGGCUCAAGGACCUAACUAUGCCGCAGACGAAAUAGUUCGCGUGAUGAAGAUUUUGGAGGGCAAGGUGCACCCUCAGAAACGGGCGGAACUUAGUGACAAGCUGAAAGUGUUGAAAGUCUUCGCAAAGACGGAUGCUUGUGACAUCUUUCAUUGCCCAGAUGGCCAUCAGAAGAAGUUUGGUGCAGCAGGCAUCAUUGGCUCCGAUGUGGCAACCUGCUGCAAGCCUCCCUGCGUAAACACCGAAGGCGAUGAACAUGAUGCUCAGGGCCACCACUGUGACUAUUACGACGAGCGCACAGCUCCAGAAUGUGGAGAUUGGGACACUGCAUCAUUUCGCGCUGGCCGGAUGUGUUGUGCCUGUGGCGGUGGGCACGUCAAGACGCGGGAAGCCGAAAACUAG